Messenger RNA from Durusdinium trenchii, 755 nucleotides. The record is from the annotation of a GenBank genome assembly. NCBI's taxonomy places the organism in Eukaryota, Dinophyceae, Suessiales, Symbiodiniaceae.
CGGCCUGUCUCGAACCGCUGCGGACACGACGCGGUCUCGAAGCGGAUUGAAAGCGAUGGAGCUGGCAGAGCUGCCCCACUUCUUGCCACAGGUCCUUCCAAUGCUGGAAUGGCUGGACAUUCGCCGAAUUUGCCUGGCUCAGAAAGAGUGCAGCAGAUCGUUGGUGCAGGCGGUGCACCAUCGCUAUCUUGGGGAUGCCCCAACAGCAGUGAGAGCCCGCAACGGGCACCCAGCAUGAACGCUUGUUCACCUUCACAUGCUGCGGCUAUUUGUCUUUCUGCAGAUGGCUUUCACGGUGGUGAAGUGCUGGCUGCUGCGUCGAGUGAAGUGCUGGCUGAAACCGCCGCGCCGAGGCAUCCAAAAGCUCGGACAGCGGCUCAACGGGGCGCAGGCAGCUCAAGCAAGAGGCUCUCCAGAAGCGCUGAGCUCCGCGGCCGUGGAAAUCAUGGUGCUUCAACAAUGUUCGAGUGUCCUGGGCGAGAACUGUGAAAAGUAUGCCGACCUGCUCGAAAGGGUGGGCUUCACCUUGGGCGAUGACUUGGAGAAGGUCUCCGAUGCGCUCUUGGAGUCCUUGGACCGCCUCCAGGCGUUCUCCGACGCCGUGGCGCGGCUCCGCGCGGCGGCCGAGGCGGCGCCGGCGCCGGGCAUCUCCUGUCGAGCGAGCGGAGGCUACCACGAAGACCUGGACUGAGUUCCGAGGGAAAGCGGCGAAAAGGAGACCGACAUGGCGACAUAGCGCAGAAAACUGACAUGCC